Molecule: messenger RNA, 3657 nt
Organism: Lucilia cuprina (Australian sheep blowfly)
Lineage: Eukaryota; Metazoa; Arthropoda; Insecta; Diptera; Calliphoridae
Gene: spin
Product: protein spinster
Exons: 9
Coding region: 701-2542 (613 amino acids)
Biological process (GO): transmembrane transport
Cellular component (GO): membrane
Molecular function (GO): transmembrane transporter activity
Source: RefSeq, a predicted model, not a curated record
AUUUGUCACUUGUCGCGUUUGGUUUAGUAAUUUAAAGUAAGCGGAAAAUUGUAGCGCAUAUCAUUUUAUUGCAAAUUAUUUCAUAAAACUUAUAUAAAUUUCGGCACUCUACAGAUUGAUUCCAUCAUUUAUAAUACAAACUCAAUGCAAUCAAUUACAAGUGGCAGAAACUAAAAAAACAUUAUUUUAUUAAAACUUCUUAAAACAUUUAUUACAAAAAUAAAAAUUCUAAUUGGAAAUAUUUCCAAGUGUUAAAAGAAAGCGGCAAAAAAUUUUUUUUGAAAAAUUGCCAACACACAAAUUUUAAGUUAUGCGAAAUUCUAUAGAAAUUGUUGUUGAACAGAAAGAGCAGUAAAGCAAAAGAAGAAAUAGUUUUAAUAAAUUGUGUGUUAAACAAGAGAAAACUAAAUAAAUAAGUUAAAAAAAAGGCAGCUAAAUAGCAAACAAUACAAAAAGAAAUUUAUUCUUCUCUAUAAACGUCACUAGUUGCUGUUUCUGUUUUGUGAUGCAAAUUCGUGUGCAUAAAUUUCUAAACAGUUGUUGAAAGUGGAAUAAUAAGAAAAAUUAACUAAAAAGAAUUAAUGAUAAACAAUUGCGUUUACAAAGACGAUAAAUAAGUAAAUAACGGAAUUUUGCAAAAUUUUUGGUGUUUUCUUAAAGAUUUGUUAUUGUGCAAAGAAAACGAAAAGUUACAACGUGAAUGUCUUCCACAAGUAAUCAAAGACAAAAAGCUUCCUCACAGUAUCCCACGUAUCAGCCGAUACCACAAACUGUUGGCAGUAGCAUGGAUAAUCCAGCCAUGACUCGCAGCACCAGUAGUGCGGACGAUUCUUUGGAUCGUACUGGUGCCGGCACUCUACCCUCCACAUAUUCAUCACAACAGCUUAUGCCGCCUUCGGAUAGUGACAGUGUAGAAGAAGGUGACAGACUGGGCGGUGGGACAACACCAACAACUAAUUGUGCUCCAGGAACCGUGCGCUGUAUUACACGCAGUCAAUGGUUCACAGUCGGCGUUUUAUGUUUUGUUAAUCUAAUUAACUACAUGGAUCGUUUUACAAUAGCUGGUGUAUUGGAAGAUAUACAAGGCGAUUUCGGCAUCGGUGAUGACGAUGCUGGUCUUUUACAGACAGUAUUUGUUUUAUCCUAUAUGGUGUGUGCACCUAUAUUUGGCUACUUAGGUGACCGCUACUCAAGGCGAUGGAUAAUGGCUAUCGGUGUGCUGCUGUGGUCUACCACCACUUUGCUGGGAUCGUUUAUGAACAAUUUCGGUUGGUUUAUAACAUUCCGAGCUUUAGUGGGAAUUGGUGAGGCCUCUUAUAGUACCAUAGCACCUACAAUAAUUUCGGAUUUAUUUGUGCACGAUUUACGUUCUAAAAUGUUGGCAGUAUUUUAUUUUGCCAUACCAGUCGGUUCAGGUUUUGGUUAUAUUGUGGGUUCGGAAACAGCUCAUUUAGCUGGCAAUUGGCGUUGGGCUUUACGUGUUACACCUAUUUUGGGAAUUGCUGCUGUGAUAUUCAUUUGGUUGAUCAAAGAUCCCGAACGUGGGGAAAGUGAAGGAUCUCACAACUUGUCCACCACCACCUACGGAGAGGAUGUAAAAUAUUUAAUGAAAAAUAAGUCGUUCAUGUUAUCAACAGCUGGUUUUACAUGUGUAGCAUUUGUGGCUGGUGCUUUGGCCUGGUGGGCACCCAAAUUCAUUUUCCUCGGUCUUAAAAUGCAACCUGGCAAUGAAAAUCUAAUACAAAACGACGUAUCGUACAAGUUUGGCAUGAUUACCAUGUUAGCUGGCCUAAUUGGUGUACCCUUGGGCUCAGUGUUAGCACAACGUUUGCGAACACAAAUUGAGAAUUGUGAUCCCUAUAUAUGUGCGGCUGGACUACUGAUAUCAGCUCCCAUGGCGUAUAUGGCCAUAGUGUUACCACAGACUAGUUCUACACUAUGUUUCCUGUUUAUUUUUGGUUCUCAAGUAGCAUUGAAUUUAUGUUGGUCCAUUGUAGCGGAUAUAUUGUUGUAUGUGGUUGUUCCAACACGCAGAUCAACAGCUGAAGCAUUCCAAAUCUUAAUAUCACAUGCCUUAGGUGAUGCUGGUAGUCCGUACUUGGUUGGAGUGCUCUCUGAAGCAAUUAAAAAACAUUUACGCACAACUGCCCAUAGAGCCUCGGAAUUAGUAAGCAGUGGUAGUUUAGAAAGUUUAUCAUUAACAUUGGGUGAAGUUUUCAAUUCAACAACAACGACAACUGAAGCAUCAUCAGUAAUUAUGCCCUCAACAACACUGUCAAUGGAGUCACAAAAUUUGGCUUUAACAGAGGAUACUGACUUAAUAAAAUUCGAAGCUUUACAAUACUCUCUUUUCUCAACAAGUUUCGUUGAGGUUAUUGGUGGUAUUUUCUUCCUUAUAACUGCUGCCUUUAUUAUUAAGGAUAAAAAUAAAGCUAGUCAAGCUAUUCGUGUUUUCGAAUUAAAAAAGAUUAGUAUUGUAAAUGAUACAAAUAAAAUUGAAUCGGACGAUUCAUCAUCUUGUUCAGAGAAAACUGAAAUUUAAUAGAUUUUAAAAGUUUUUCAAAAAUAUAAAAACCUUUAGAGGGUCAUCAAGCUGUGCCAGUUAGUCCUGUUGACAUCAAUGAAAUUUCAUAAAUUUCAGUUUGACAAACAAACCAUUUUUGAAUAAGAAUUCAAAACAAAGAAUUUGAUCAUUUUCAAGUGUACAUUUCAAUGGUAGAAUGUAUACUGGAAUAUUGAUAUCGACUGAUGAAAAUAUUAUAUAAUUAUAUAUAUACACACAUAUUACGAUAACAAAACAAAAAGAAAAAAAAAACAAACAAAUCAAAAUCAUUAAUUAUGGAUUAAUUUAAAAUUGUAUUGUUUUAACAUAUUUUGUUUCUACUCAUCUUGAGCUGCAUCAUCAAAUGGGAUACUUAAAGACAUCUGAAUUUGUAUUGUUAAUUAUUAAGUAAUCACAUGAAAUCGUUAAGAAAUCAUCCUAUAUUGAUUAGACACAACAUAUUGAGCUUUAACUGGUAGAUAAAGUUAAAAAUACAGAAUGUUCGAGUGUGCCUCCGGUGCAUGUUCCUAAAAUGCAACAAAAACCUAUUGUUAGGAAGAAAAAAAGCGUAAGAACUAAAUGAAUAAAUAGAAAUACCUACCUAUACCAACCCCCGCAUCAUCGUCAUCAUUAUAUAUCUCUCACAUUUCUAAUUUUAAUUUAUCUCAAUUUAAUUUAAUUUUUUUACAAUUCUAAUUUAAUUAGUAGUAUUUUUUUAACUGUUAUUUUACAAAUUAUCUUGCUAUAUUUUUUCUUAUUAUUAUUAUUUUUAUUAUGUGUAAUAGUCAUAGUUGGAGUAAGAGAAAUAAUCUGUUAGUAUUAAUUAUAAAUAUUUGCCAGAUCACACAAAUACAGCCGUUUUUAUUGUGUAGAAUUCAGAAAAUUAUAAUUAUUAAAUGAAAAAUGCAAAAAAUUCUAAUUGAAUUUAAUAUUGAAAAAAUUAAGGCUGAUGAGUUAUUUUCAAAUAAACUGGAUUUGUUUGAAAAAUAAAUAUACAGAAAAUGUAUUUUCGAACUUCUAUUCCAUGAAAGAGAACUUGUUAUAUAGUUUUAAUGUAAAAUCCCAUUGGGUUUAUUGGAUACUAAAUAAAUUUUUGUAAACAUUUUUAAUUUAAA